This is a messenger RNA of Entelurus aequoreus (snake pipefish), 1101 nucleotides long. RefSeq lists its product as uncharacterized. Gene Ontology annotation, cellular component: extracellular region. The transcript has 5 exons. The record is from RefSeq and is a predicted model, not a curated record. Gene Ontology annotation, molecular function: cytokine activity. Gene Ontology annotation, biological process: immune response. Bases 226 to 879 code for a protein of 217 amino acids. NCBI's taxonomy places the organism in Eukaryota, Metazoa, Chordata, Actinopteri, Syngnathiformes, Syngnathidae.
AAAUGGCAACGCCGCCGUUCACGCUCGAUCUCAGCGCGAGCCCCCGAUGACGCAACGAGUUGCCGACGGCGCUUCGUCACUUCUUCGGCAAUUUCCGUGACGGCGAUUGGAAAAUCCCUGCGCGAGUCCAUAAAAGAGCAAAGUUGCCCAAAUGGAAGCUGAAAGAAAGUUGGCCGAGUUCGGCGCCGAGCAGACCGCGCGAGACCCCGAGCCGCCGUGACCGACAUGCACGCGCACAACGUUUUCAGGCUUCUGUGCUGCUUCAUGCUGCCGCGCGCCCUGCGCUCCGCUCCCGCCGCCGCCGCCGCCUGGCCGCCUCUCCGUGACGCCGUGGACCGAGCCCGGAUGUUGAUGGACAAGAUCGCCAAAGACAUCCCUGCUGUGCACGUGACCGUGGUCAGCACGGAGGGUUUGACCCUUGACCUGUGCCAGCAGGCCAGCAGCUGGCAGAUGAUGGCGGCGUCGCUGGGCAUCCCCCCCGCCCCCGUCCUCAAGCCGCUGUCGGAAGGCUUCACACCUGAAAUCAGUGUGAGCCGCAUGGCGGCGGGCGGCCGUCUGUACCAGGGGCUGCUGGGGGUCUUGUCGGGGCGCCUUGGUGGGCUGGACCGCUUGCGGGCCGACUUGCGAGACCUGCUGACUCAGAUCGCCAAGGUGAGGGAAGUGGCGCAACUGACAGACGUGGACCAGAGCCAGAACCAGAACCAGGACGUGGACUUGGCCUCGCAUCUCCACGGCGACUAUGAGGUCCAAGUGGCGGCGCACCUGACACUGUGCCAACUUCGCUCCUUCUGUCACGACAUGAUCCGCAGCCUGAGAGCGCUCGCCGUCCUCCGCUACCCGCUAAACGUGGAGCGUUUACCAGGAGGCGAGGACUUUUAAUUUGGCGGGCAACCACGGAAAGACUUCUCUGCUGCCCCCUGCUGGACAGACAGGUGGUGCAGCCAUCUUGAACAUGAACCCUAUUUAUGCUAUUUAUGCUAUUUAUUUAUUGUUUGCCAGUGACGGACACUUCCUGUUCUUUCACAAUAAGAGCCUUUUAUUUCAAGUCGACGACAUGACAAUAAAUGUUCUCCCACUGUGUUAACGUGGGUGUCUUCACUA